AUGACGCCGAAGGCCUGUGACCAGUGUUAUCGGAAUAAAGAGAAGUGCUCAUUCACACUGGCUGCCGAGAAGCGACUGGGUCGUAGGCCAAAUUCCAAAAGUUUUGUUCACGGCAGCCUGCAUAUUUGGGAUUACGAACGAGGCAAUCAGAUCGAGACAAACAAUUCUAGAUCGUCUACUCGCGCUUCUAACUGUAUUUCUCCUUCAACUAGUGCAAGCUGUCUCGAUUUAGCAUUGCCCCGAGAGAAAAAAGAAGAUGACGAGCAAGAUGUGCCGCUAGCAAGGGUAUUGGAUCAGAUACUCCAAUACCACUCCACACUCCAAACAACGACGGAUGCGAUGCGGAUCGUGACGCAUGAUGUACAAUUCGCCGUAAUCCACAUACCUUUUACGAUGGGCCGCAGCUUUAUGAAUGAUCUUCGAAACUCGGUCUACUCCGUCCUAUCGCAGUCAGCCCCGACCCUCACAGAUGGAUAUAUAGCUUUUCUGGUGUUAGUGGCACAUUGUCAAGCUUCCCGCCUUUACUGCACCACCCCCGAUUUAUACCGGGGAGCAAGAGCUUUGCGGGUUCUACGCAAUAUCAAGACAGUGAGGCAUCAAGAUGCAGUUGGUAUUCUGCUUCUUGGCCAAGUUUUAUUUGUAUUUGAGAUCCUCACCGACACUUUUACGUCUUCCGCCCAUUCUAUUGUCCGGAGCGCACUCAUCUCAGCACGCCGAUGGUAUCCAUUCCUGUUGCAAGAGCCUAGAUUCGAUACGAUUACCAUAUGUCCGAUAAUUAUGGAUACAGUAUGCUGCCUGGUAUACCGAGAAGUGCCUGUAAUUCGCUUAUGCAUCCAAAACCGAAUAAUCGUUGAUCGCUUUAUGGGUGUAAGCUCUACACUUAUGCCUCUUUUGUAUGACCUUUGUGUGAUAAGCCAUAUCGCAAAGUCCGCAACGGCCGGAAUUACUCUGAACUCCCCAAGGACAAUAGAUGAAGAGCACCCCGACGACUGUUACUCUGACAUAGAGAAGAGCAUUGAGGAUUGGGUGCCGACCCUGCCUCCUGAUUUCCUUUCUGCGUACGACAAGGCCGAGGUCCAAAUGAUGUUGACGCAAGCCAACGUUUACCGACUAGCAGGUUUGCUAGUCAUUCAUCGCCUUAGAUAUCCCUUUGGAGUACGGGAUAGUGUCGCACAGCAUUAUGCUAAUUGCAUCUUUUCUGAAAUGUCAUCGUCUUGUGCUGCAUUGACUCAGGACGGCAUGAGAGCACUUCCCAUCAUGUUUCCCCUGUGGAUCUCAAUGUUUGAAGUUGAAGGUCCUGGUGAGGACCUGCUGGAGAAAUUUAGUUGCUUUCCGUUGCCAAGUGUGUGCAUGUCAAAGCUAUGUGGUUUUGUAAAACAUGUCAGGAUGGCUAAGGAAUCCGGCUACAACGGGUUAUGGUUUGAUCUGGUUGAAAAUAACCUCCAUUUUGCUGUUAUACCUUAA
This is a messenger RNA of Talaromyces proteolyticus, 1464 nucleotides long. RefSeq lists its product as uncharacterized. The coding region runs from base 1 to 1464 and encodes 487 amino acids. NCBI's taxonomy places the organism in Eukaryota, Fungi, Ascomycota, Eurotiomycetes, Eurotiales, Trichocomaceae. The transcript has 2 exons. The record is from RefSeq and is a predicted model, not a curated record.